Parnassius mnemosyne (clouded apollo) is the source of this 330-nucleotide messenger RNA. The record is from the annotation of a GenBank genome assembly. NCBI's taxonomy places the organism in Eukaryota, Metazoa, Arthropoda, Insecta, Lepidoptera, Papilionidae.
AUGCUACUUUCAUUAGUGGAUUUUGUGGCAGAUUUGCGAGAUACAUUUUCUGACAUUGAAAAUCAAGCCAAACAACUAAGUAAUUUUGUGGAUCAAGAAUAUUCUGAUGCAAACAAACGAAAGGUCACAAGAAUGCUAACCGACAAAGAAUCACAAGCUAGUAGCUUAAGCCCGGCUGAUAAAUUCCGAGUAAACACAUUUUAUGUGAUUAUAGACAAAUUAGUUGUCGAGUUGCAGAAACGGAGUGAAGCAUACGAUCGCAUCAUUCAACUAUUUGGCUUUCUCACACAAUUAUUAUUUAUAGAGACAGAUGUAUUAGAAAAAAAGUAG